This is a messenger RNA of Pestalotiopsis fici W106-1, 2166 nucleotides long. RefSeq lists its product as uncharacterized. Gene Ontology annotation, biological process: carbohydrate metabolic process. The transcript has 4 exons. Lineage: Eukaryota; Fungi; Ascomycota; Sordariomycetes; Amphisphaeriales; Sporocadaceae. The record is from RefSeq and is a predicted model, not a curated record. Bases 1 to 2166 code for a protein of 721 amino acids.
AUGCUCACGCCCGUCCGUUUCCUAGUGUAUUGGGCCUAUGUCCACGGCCUCCUUCCGGCCGCUCUGCUCGUCUCGGACGCCGUGCAGACCCGCGAGGAUGCGCCGAGUUGGCAUCAGUACGUCAGGGCCCCGGCAAGCCGGGCCGUGGGGCCAAAGGAGGUCCUGUCGCAGUAUACCGCAGGAAACGUGACCAAUGCAAACGCCCUGGUCGGCGACGGAGGGGACGCGGCAUAUCUCACGCGCGCGAGCGGAUCGAGUGAGGUCCCGACCGUCGUGAUCGACUUUGGACAAAAUGUCGUCGGGCUCCUGGAGAUUGAGUUUGCUGGGUCCGAGAGCUAUUCGGAGUUGGGGCGCCCGGGGCUCAAGAUGAGCUUCUCGGAGACGCUGCAGUUUUUGACGAAUCGGAGCGACUUUACGAGGUCUGAUAAUGCGGAUGGGGAUGAAAAGAUCACCAAUGGAACAGAUCAGAUUGCUGUUCAAUCUGGAGCGUACACAUGGCUGGAUCAAUGGGGCUGCCAACAUGACAACCAAGUAUGCUCCGAUGGGCUGCAUGGCUUUCGAUAUUUGAAGAUUGAACUUGAUGCGCUGGCUAGCGAUUCACCUUACACAACCUCGGAGGGUGUUGUCGCAAUAACCUCUAUCCAAUUGCAAUGGUCGGGGUACUUGGGAACACCAGACACCUUUACGGGAUGGUUCGAAUGCUCGGACGAGCAGCUUACGCAGUGGUGGUUCGACGGCGCCUACACGACAGAAAUGAACACUGACGUGUUCCGGGCUAAUGACACCGAACCUCGUGAUGCGACAAGCCCUUCGCUGCUCGACAAGCUCGUUAUUCAUGAUGGACCCAAGAGAGAUCGCGACCCCUAUAUGGGCGACCUGGCUGUAUCUGCUCUCACUAGCUAUCUGACACACGAUAUCUUUGAAGCUGCACGAAAUGUCAUGGAAGACCUGGUUCAGCACCAACGUAGUGAUGGGUGGAUUCCACCCGCUAGUAUUCGUAAUUACGAACUCCCUCUCUUCGACUAUCCACUCUGGUGGGUUUCGUGUAGUUGGGAGCACGUGUAUUAUAUCGGGAAUCUCACAUACCUGGAAUCCUACUACGGGAACAUGAAGGUUCUUUUGGAUAACUACUAUCCUCUUAAUACGGACAACAGUACUUCACUACUUCUACGGCCUGACGGUUACGGUGAUUACGCUUUCCUCCAGCGCCCUGGAUCGGCAGCUUAUUAUAGUGCCUUGUACGUCCUAGCUCUUGAGAGAGCUGCUGAUCUAGCCACGAUAGUCGAUCAAGAUGCCGACGCAGAAAACUGGCGACAGAGAGCCAAGGUGGUCGCGCAGUCGUUCGUUGAUGUACUCUGGGACCCGUCAGUGAACGCAUUUUUCGAUCGCAGUUGCUCGGAUGAGGGCUGUAGUGCACACGCGCAAGAUGGCAACAGCCUGGCCAUCCUGUCUGGCAUCAUAGCCGCCAACUCCAGCGCGGCUACAUCACUUCUGUCCUAUCUAUCGUCCGCGAAUUCGUAUCCAUAUGGAAAUUCCUUCUAUGAUGCCGGAGGCGAUAAUCUCGAUAGCUGCGAUGAAUGCUCGCAGCGUGUGUACGCUUUCAUCUCCUACUUUGAGAUUGCAGCACGUUUCCAAGCCGGACAGGCGACUUCGGCACUGGAACAGCUUCGCCGCAUGCACGGUUGGAUGGCUGCUCACGACCCGGAGAUUACGUUUUGGGAAGGUAUCGGCACCAAUGGUGAACCAUAUGAGGAUGCUUUCACGAGUAUGGCGCAUGGAUGGAGUACAGGCAUUGUGCCUCUUUUGAGCAAUUAUGUUUUGGGAGUCAAGCCAACCGAGCCCGGCUUUGAGAGCUGGAGUUUGAAGCCUAAUGUGGGAGAUCUGAGCUGGGCGAAGGGUGUGAUUCCGACGCCGGAUGGCCCGAUCAGUGUGCAAUGGACACUGGAUGAUGAUAGCUACGAUAUCUGUGUCGAGGCACCAUCGAGCACAGGUGGAGUAGUUGAGGUUCUGUUGGAAGGCCUGGGAAGUCGUGAUUUUGUCAUCAAUGGAGAAAUUGUAUGGUCUGAUGGCAACACCACGAGUUCCAAGGCGACUCUGAUUGAUGGCAUUAUUAGAGUCGAGCUGGCAAAAGGAGAAGCUAGCAAUCUGUCGUGUCUGAACAGCUGA